AUGAGUGCUGGAAAUCAGUCGAACAACAAAGCCGAGUGUGUGAAAGUCGUAAACAAACUUUUUACCGACAUCAACUUUUUAAUCAGCUCAUUCGAAAAGGGAAAUAGUACGGAUAACGUCAACAGGCUCAAGGCAAUUGAACAAGCGGGUGAACAGUUAAAGGCAAAUAUUCGGCAAAUACCUGAUAUUGACGGCGAAGAAGGAGACCAGUUAAUUAAGAUCCAGGAUCUUUACCGGCAAAUCGCGUCGAAUGGUGAUAAAAACGACAUCUCAAUCCAAUGUGAAUACUGUUCUUGCGUUAUUGCUCUGGCAAACGUGGCCUCAUGGAGCGACGAAUCACACGAGUUGCCGCUAGCUUGUCAACGUCGUCAAAAUCAAAACACCGGCGGGGUUGACAAAGAGCUUUUGUGUGAGUGGUGGAUUCUAGCAAAUAUGAUGGAUUUUGAAAACGUCGGGUUUACACACUCAGUGGAUGGGGUCAAAUUUCUUACUUGUGCUGAAUGCGAUUUCGGGCCUAUUGGAUUUGUGAAUAAGGAAACUGGUCUACAUCUGAUUGCCCCAUCGCGCAUGACCGAAAAAGAAGAAAAAGCCGUCGAAAUAACACCACAGGUCUUGGGAUCAACGGUUGAGCAACCACUUGAUCUCAUUCGCUUAAGUCUUGAUGAAAAGGUCUAUGUGAAAAUGCGAAAUGAUAGAGAGAUCAGAGGAAAAUUGCAUGCUUUUGAUCAGCAUUUGAACAUGAUUUUGUCGAACGUAGAGGAGACGGUGACAACUGUUGAAGUGGAUGAAGAAUCUUUCGAGGAAAUCUAUCGUCAAACAAAGAGAACAUUACCGAUGUUAUUUGUGAGAGGCGACGCGGUGAUUCUCGUUUCUCCUCCAAUGAAAACUUCG
Mesorhabditis belari is the source of this 891-nucleotide messenger RNA. Lineage: Eukaryota; Metazoa; Nematoda; Chromadorea; Rhabditida; Rhabditidae. The record is from the annotation of a GenBank genome assembly.